Molecule: messenger RNA, 2529 nt
Organism: Myxozyma melibiosi
Lineage: Eukaryota; Fungi; Ascomycota; Lipomycetes; Lipomycetales; Lipomycetaceae
Product: OPT oligopeptide transporter protein-domain-containing protein
Exons: 1
Coding region: 1-2529 (842 amino acids)
Biological process (GO): transmembrane transport
Cellular component (GO): plasma membrane
Molecular function (GO): oligopeptide transmembrane transporter activity
Source: RefSeq, a predicted model, not a curated record
AUGGACUCCUUCUCCUCUGAAGACGAAAAGCAGGUCUCGACCGACGACGGUGUCUACGAGAAAACCUCCUCCUUCUCAAAGUCUUCCUACAGAAAAGACCUCACCGACCGUGUUGCUUCCGCCAACGAUGUCAAGCUUGCAAUCAGUCGCAUCGACGAGCUCUCUCUCGACCAGGCUCUUGACAUCCUCAGAACCGCCGCAGACUAUCAUAAAGAUGACAUGAACUUCUCCGAAGAGGCAAUGGCCAAGAUCCAGCUCAUCCUCCAGGGCCCCGAGGCGUACCCCGCUGACGCCGAGGUCUAUGAAUUCGACGCAAAAGUCGAAGCCGCUCUCAUCAAGUUCUUCUCUCCCUACCCCGAAGUUCGCUCAAUUGCGUCUAUUGAUGACGAGGAAGAUGUACCGGUCGAGUCUCUCCGUGCCUAUGUCAUCCUAGUCGUCUGGACCAUCGUCGGCUCUGGUGUCAACCAAUUCUUCAGCUCGCGUCUUCCCCAGAUCACCCUCACGACCGACAUCAUGCAGCUUCUAAUUUACUUCACCGCGAGAGUCCUCGAGUUUCUUCCUGACGUUGGCUUCACUGUCUUUGGAACUCGAGUCUCAGCCAAUCCUGGCCCUUGGUCCUUCAAAGAGCAAAUGUUCUGCACUAUCGCAAUCAAUGCCGGCAUGACGACUCCCUACGUUACCCAGGCAAACAUCAUUGUCCAGAAACUAGACCUCUUCUAUGGAAGUACCUGGGUCAGCAUCGGCUACCAGUUCCUCUUGGUACUCUCAAGUCAGUUCAUGGGCUUUGGCUACGCCGGUCUCAUGCGCCGUCUGGCUGUUUACCCCAUCAAAGCUCUUUGGCCUAUCGUCCUUCCUAGUCUUGCUAUGAACCGCGCUCUAGUGUCGAACCGCAAGAACGAGAUCGCCAACGGCUGGAAGAUUUCCGGGGUCAAGUUCUUCUUCAUCGUCUUUGCCGCUUCGUUCCUGUGGGCCUGGAUCCCAGACUACCUCUUUCCUGCUCUUAGCGAGUUUGACUGGAUGACCUGGAUCGCGCCGAAUAACUUCAAUCUUGUUGCAAUCACCGGUAUUUCAAUGGGCAUGGGAAUCAACCCGAUUCCUAGCUUUGACUGGGGUGUUAUUGGCUACAGUUCGCCGCUUGUUUUACCGUUCUUCUCGUUCGUCAAUUACUUUAUUGGGACAGCUCUUGGUACCCUUAUCAUCAUUGGCAUGUACUACUCCAACUAUCGCUGGACGGCCUACAUGCCUAUCAAUACCAACACGGUGGUCUCCAACACCAUGGAUGCAUUUGACGUCUCGAUGGUGUUAUCCCAAAACGGCACGUUCGACGAAUCUCUCUACCAGCAAUACUCUCCUGCCUUCUUCUCCGCCGGAUUCUUGAUUUCCUACGGCUCUGUGUUUGCCCUUUACCCAGCUCUGCUGGUUUGGACUGGACUCAACUAUUGGAGAAGCAUGGCGAGCGCGUUUGUCGACUUUUAUCAAGCAGUCAAAGACCGCUCGCGAUCGAUGUAUGCCCAGUUCACAGACCCGUUCUCGGAGUACAUGCGCAAGCACAAAGAGGUUCCGGAUUGGUGGUUUCUAGUCGUCCUGCUGAUCUCGUUCAUAUUCGCGGUCGUGUGUCUCACUGUCUAUCCCACGCAGACCUCUGUCGGAGGACUUAUUCUGAUUAUGUUUAUCAACAUGGUGUUUUUGGUACCGGUCACGUUGCUCAAUGCGACCACGGGUGUAUCCAUGGGUCUCAAUAUCAUCACCGAGCUUAUCUCAGGAAAGAUGUACCCUGGAAACCCCAACGCGCUGAUGACACUCAAGGCGUACGGUGUAAUGAUUGACGGCCAGGCUGCUACCUAUAUCUCUGACCAGAAGGCGGCACAUUAUACCAAGGUACCUCCGCGAGCGGUUUUCCGCGGACAGAUUCUUGCCACUUUGCUCGCUGCGAUUGUCAGUAUUGGAGUGCUGAACUGGCAGAUGGGCCACGUCACGGACUUUUGCUCGCAGCUGCAGACAGAGUCGUUUACCUGUCCGAGUGCUUACAGCUUUUUCUCUGCGUCGAUCAUGUUUGGAAUUCUGGGACCCAAGAAGAUGUUUGAUGGACUGUACCCGAUCUUGCCUUGGUGCUUCCUCAUCGGAGCGCUCAUCACGAUCCCGUUCUUUUUCGCACGAAAGUAUUUCUUCCGGUACUUUAGAUCGUUCCACCCGCUGCUUGUCAUUGGCGGGAUGACUAUCUUUGGCGCGUACAACAUCUCAUACUACAUCCCUGGUCUGUACAUGUCAUUUGUGUUUAUGUACUACAUCCGUCGCAAGUACCUGGCCUGGUGGGAGAAGUACAACUACCUGCUCUCAUCCGCCCUGGGCGCCGGUCUUGCGUUCUCGGUCAUCAUCAUCUUCUUCUCCGUUCAAUAUCACCCGAAGGACGUCGUUUGGUGGGGUUUGACCGUGCUGUACUCUGGCAUCGAGGCUGGAAUAGGUCAGGUCUCGCGUCUACCGGUUCCUGAGGUUGGUUACUUUGGGCCUGCUCCUGGUCACUAUCCUUGA